Messenger RNA from Telopea speciosissima, 1918 nucleotides. RefSeq names its product plant-specific TFIIB-related protein 1. The transcript is spliced from 3 exons. The record is from RefSeq and is a predicted model, not a curated record. Bases 39 to 1697 code for a protein of 552 amino acids. Gene Ontology annotation, biological process: transcription preinitiation complex assembly; DNA-templated transcription initiation. Gene Ontology annotation, molecular function: TBP-class protein binding. Gene Ontology annotation, cellular component: transcription preinitiation complex; nucleus. NCBI's taxonomy places the organism in Eukaryota, Viridiplantae, Streptophyta, Magnoliopsida, Proteales, Proteaceae.
GAAGACUGCGAGGGAUAGAAAGGCGGAGGAUUUCAGAAAUGCGGUGCCCCUACUGCUCGGGGGCGCAAGGUCGCUGCACAAUCACCACGUCAGGGCGGUCGGUGACGGAGUGUUGCUCUUGCGGGCGAGUGGUAGUGGAGCGACAGACACAGGCCCACGAUCUCUUCCUUCUGCGUGCUCAAGACUCCCCUCUCUGCCUUGUCACCUCUGACCUCUCUUCUCUCCCUUCUCCCGCUGCUGUGGGCGACACCAACGGUGACGACGAAGACCCUUUCCAGCCCACUGGCUUCAUCACUGCUUUCUCUACAUGGUCUCUUGAGUCCAGCCCUCUUUUUGCUCGCUCUUCCCUCUCCUUCGCCGGUCACCUCGCUGAACUAGAGCGAGCCCUCGACUCGUCUUCCUCCUCUUCUUCUUCCUCUACGAGCUCCUCCGGACCGGGUGGCGUUGUCGUUGUCGACAACCUUCGUGCUUAUCUCCAGAUCAUCGACGUAACUUCCAAAUUGGGUCUCGAUUACGAUAUCUCUGAUCACGCCUUUCAACUCUUCCGGGACUGUUCUUCUGCUACUUGUUUGAGGAAUCGCAGUGUGGAAGCACUUGCCACUGCUGCUCUGGUUCAGGCUAUCAGGGAGGCUCAGGAACCUAGGACACUCCAGGAAAUCUCAAUCGCCUCCAAUGUUCCCCAAAAGGAGAUUGGUAAAUACAUCAAGAUAUUGGGAGAAGCUCUGCAACUUAGUCAGCCCAUUAACAGCAACUCCAUAGCAUUCCACAUGCCAAGGUUUUGCAAUCUCCUCCAACUCAACAAGUCAGCCCAGGAACUGGCUACUCACAUUGGUGAGGUGGUGAUCAACAAAUGCUUCUGCACCCGGCGCAAUCCAAUUAGCAUCUCUGCUGCUGCAAUUUAUCUGGCAUGCCAGCUAGAAGACAAACGCAAGACCCAGGCAGAGAUCUGCAAAGUGACAGGUCUCACUGAGGUCACUCUAAGGAAAGUUUACAAGGAGCUGCUAGAAAACUGGGAUGAUCUUCUCCCAGCUAACUACACUCCUGCUGUCCCCCCGGAGAAAGCAUUCCCUACAACUUCAAUCACCUCAGGCCGAUCAUCAGCUCCUAGAACAGACCUGGCUGAUGUUGCUGCCUUGUUGGACAAAGAUAAGCAAGCUGAAGUUACCAUACCUAAUAAGUCAGCUGAGUUUUCAGAGACAGAUCAUCAAGCUAGAGGCAAAGAAGAGACUGAAAGUAAAGGCAAUUCUCGAGUACCCAAUUCUAGUUCAUCACCUUAUGGAGUGGGGAACACAGAACGUGUGUUGAAUAUUGCGACAAACAUCUGGCAGCCCCAACAGCCCCCGAUUCCACUUGGUACACCUGGUUCUCGGCCAACAGGUGAGAGGAAUCAGAUUUCUGGUCGAGGUAUUGAUAUCAAUGAGGCUCAGCUUAGCACUCCAGACCUUGAGGAGAAGGUUGAUAGAGAAGCUAAGGCUGGUAUAAGUUCUCAAAGGCCAAGCCCAUUUUCCAGUCCCCAAGCCUCAAGUGGGAGCUCUAACCCAUGGCAGUUUCAUUCUCCUUCUGUGACAAGGCCACCUCUUUAUGCUCAGUUUGUGCAGAAACCUCAGAUAAUGCCAGGUUUUCCAGAGCCCAAAGGGACUGGGAGUCAAAAGGGCAGUGAGAAAGCAGAUCGGGGUGGAGAUACUGAGAGACAAUAGCCUCGAGGCUCUGGGUAUCUAAUAGGGUGUCAUAUCAUGUUGCGGCUGCCUACGAAUAAGUUCUCAAUUUGUAAAUAAUCUUCAAAGCUGAGGGCUUAUCUUGUAAGUCAAUUUGUUUACUCACUUUCAGGAACCCUUACCUUGUAAGAUUUUUGUAUAAUGUCCUGUCACAUGAUCAACCAUCUCUUUGGAAGGUUUUAUUAUUAUUUUUUUGGUGAACA